UUGAACUCAGUUGAGGUGCCAGGUCCUGGGAAAGGAGCCCAGUCCUAUCUGAAGUCUGCAUCCUCUGCUGACAAACUCCGAGGGGGGGCCUGGUUUAAGGAAAGGGGGUUACAGUGAGCACAGGUAGGAAGUGAAACUGCCCAAAGCAGGCCAUCAGAGAGAGGAAACACGAUGGACGGCACGCAGUACUCUUGGUAUCUUUAAUUUUUUAAAGCCUUUGAAUGACUUCAAGGCCGAACAGCUACAGCAGAGGUGGCAUUUUGAUUGAUUAAGGGGGCUUCUGCUGGCCCCAGAAUGAAGUCACUCGAUUACUAAUCCAGCAAAGAGGGAACCCACUAUGCCCCGGUUUGCCAUCCUCUCCCGGUUCCUUUUGGCUGGGCAUAAAACCAUGCUCGCCAAUCCCACCUAAAACAGGAGGCGAGGAGCGCAGCCUUCUGUGCAAGCAGCGGCUGUAACUGCCCUCCUAUUCUGCCCCAAGAAGAAACAGGACUCUUGGAAGCCGAGAGAGGUGUAAGAAGUCUUUCUGGACCGAGCGCGAGCGCGUCGCCAGGAGCAAAGACAUUUAUCUGGCCGGCCCGCGGGCUGCGAGGGGGCCAGAGCGCAGAGGUCCAGGAUGGGCUUGCUGAAGGGCCUCCUCCGGGAAGGAAAACUGCUGCUCUCCCUCGCGGUGCCUUUCCUGCUGCUGCCGCUGCCCUUGCUCCACCCCACCAGCGAGGCGGCAUGUGCUUACGUGCUGAUCGUGACCGCUGUGUACUGGGUGUCCGAGGCAGUGCCUCUCGGAGCUGCGGCUCUGGUGCCCGCCUUCCUCUACCCGUUCUUCGGAGUCCUCCGAUCCAGCGAGGUGGCGGCGGAGUACUUCAAGAACACCACGCUGCUGCUGGUGGGUGUCAUCUGCGUGGCAGCCGCGGUGGAGAAGUGGAACCUGCACAAGCGCAUUGCUCUGCGCAUGGUCAUGAUGGCCGGAGCCAAGCCGGGCAUGCUCCUGCUCUGCUUCAUGAGCUGCACCACGCUGCUGUCCAUGUGGCUGUCCAACACGUCCACCACCGCCAUGGUGAUGCCCAUCGUGGAGGCCGUGCUGAAGGAGCUGGUCAGCGCCGAGGACGAGCAGCUGGUGGCCCAAGACUCCAGCCCCGAGGAGGCCGAGCCCACCAGUCUCGAUGUAAACUGUAGCCAGCCAUCCCUGGAACUCAUCUUCGUCAGUGAAGACACCUCAACGACAGACUUCACUUCUCUGAUGCAGAACAAGAACCUGAAUGGUGCGCCCACCAUCGCCAACCCCGCCAGAACAGCCAACCACCAAGACAAGCCGCACCCAUCCCAGGAAAAGCCACCGGUCCCGACACCCGGCCCCAGGGACCAGGAGCUCAACAGGAAGUACAAGUCCCACCACGACCAAAUGGUUUGCAAGUGCCUGUCUCUGAGCAUCUCUUACGCUGCCACCAUCGGGGGCCUGACCACCAUCAUUGGCACCUCCACCAGCCUCAUUUUCUUGGAACACUUCAACAACCAGUACCCGGCCGCCGACGUGGUCAACUUCGGCACCUGGUUCCUCUUCAGCUUCCCCAUCUCCCUCAUCAUGCUGGUGGUCAGCUGGUUCUGGAUGCACUGGCUGUUCCUGGGCUGCAAUUUUAAAGAGACCUGCUCUCUGAGCAAGAAAAAUAAGACCAAAAGGGAAGAGCUGUCAGAGAAGAGGAUCCGAGAGGAGUACGAAAAGCUGGGAGCCAUCAGCUACCCUGAAAUGGUGACCGGGUUUUUCUUCAUCCUGAUGACCGUGCUGUGGUUCACCCGGGAGCCCGGCUUCGUUCCCGGCUGGGACUCUUUCUUUGAAAAGAAAGGCUACCGCACUGAUGCCACGGUCUCCAUCUUCCUUGGCUUCCUCCUCUUCCUGAUCCCAGCAAAGAAGCCUUGCUUUGGGAAAAAGAAGGACGGGGAGGACCAGGAGCCCUCGCCGAGGGUGGAGCCCAUCAUCACGUGGAAGGACUUCCAGAAGACCAUGCCCUGGGAGAUUGUCAUCCUGGUGGGAGGAGGCUACGCUCUGGCUUCCGGCAGCAAGAGCUCUGGCCUCUCCACGUGGAUCGGGAACCAGAUGUUGUCCCUGAGCAGCCUCCCGCCGUGGGCGGUCACCCUGCUGGCAUGCAUCCUGGUGUCCAUCGUCACCGAGUUUGUGAGCAACCCUGCCACCAUCACCAUCUUCCUGCCCAUCCUGUGCAGCCUGUCGGAAACGCUGCACAUUAACCCGCUCUACACCCUGAUCCCCGUCACCAUGUGCAUCUCCUUUGCAGUGAUGCUGCCUGUGGGCAACCCCCCCAACGCCAUCGUCUUCAGCUACGGGCACUGCCAGAUCAAAGACAUGGUGAAAGCUGGCCUGGGGGUCAAUGUCAUUGGCCUGGUGAUAGUGACGGUGGCUAUCAAUACCUGGGGAAUUAGCCUCUUCGACCUGGACACUUUUCCAGCCUGGGCCAAGGUCAGUAACGUCACUGAUCAGGCCUAACACCAGCGGGCAGGCGGCCAACCAAGGGGGUGGCCCGACCCCAGCAGGAUGUGACCUAUGAACAGGCCACGAAAACGCCAGGAGCAGACAUCCCCCACCAGAAGAUUCCGCCACCUACCACCUCAAGUGCAGCGUGGGACGCCUCCCCCACACAACCAGAGCUCAAGAAAACAGACCGCUUCCUCACUCCUUUGCAUCUCGCCUCUGCUGUCCCUCCUGUCCAUUCUUUCGGACCACAGGAGGAGAGGGCCUGCCCUAGCCGCCCCUCAGGGGUCAAGCCUCCCUCCCUGGGUUUGACGUUACUGUUAAUUUCUCAGUCCCUUCUCGGGAGUUGAAGAAGGAAUCCACAUCAUCCUGCCUAGGCGCCGGCAGUGACACCAGUGACACCUCUUUUGUAGGCAAAUCUCACCGAGAACUCGAGACCUUACGGCGUCUCCUUUCUCUUAAGCGUCUCUGUCCUAAGUUCUCGCCACAGAAAGGCGAUUCUUAGUGAGUCCUCUCUGUGGCGGUCAGAACCCGUUUUAUCACUACCCUGAUUCCCUUUUAAGCAUCCCUCUCUCUUCAGUGGCUUCUCUGUACCUUGGCCCCAAAUUCCUAUAAAGAAAUACUGUUCCCCUUUCGAAAAAGGCUGCUGUCCUCUCUGUCAAAGGAAAAGGAAGUAGAGAAACAAGGCACACUGCGAUUAGCAUCUCUCUUCGCACAUCGCCAACCAUCGACACCACUGUGCCAGUUAUGUGUCGGGAGGGAGGGGCAUUUUCAUACCUGUCUCAUGCAGGAGGCUGAAACUAGAAUUGAGAGCAUGGCACUAUGCUGGUAUGUGACUGGCUUCCUUCUGGGUGGAACGAGCAGUUCGCUCCUGAGAAGGCAGGAACGGAAAGGGCCCAACCCAGCAGUCACUGUCUGUGAGCUGGCGAGCCCUUGGGGGGCAGAGGAGAUGUUGUACGUCUCUGCAAGCUCCCAGAGAC
Phyllostomus hastatus (greater spear-nosed bat) is the source of this 3456-nucleotide messenger RNA. It is a transcript of the gene SLC13A4, whose product is annotated as solute carrier family 13 member 4. Gene Ontology annotation, molecular function: transmembrane transporter activity. Gene Ontology annotation, cellular component: membrane. The record is from RefSeq and is a predicted model, not a curated record. The transcript has 16 exons. The coding region runs from base 614 to 2491 and encodes 625 amino acids. Gene Ontology annotation, biological process: monoatomic anion transmembrane transport. NCBI's taxonomy places the organism in Eukaryota, Metazoa, Chordata, Mammalia, Chiroptera, Phyllostomidae.